GCUUGUGAGCGGUUUGGGAAAGAUCCAUUUUAGCUUUCCAUACUCUUCAGUCGAUCAUGACAACAUCAUUGGCCGCAUAAUAAAAACACAAAUCACCGUGAAAAUUGAAACACACGAGUCGAAGCAUCAGUUUGGAAAGGGCUCAUGAAUCUGGACUUGAUCAUGACACUGUGAAUGUGAAUGCUUGGUGCGAUACUGAAUCAUCGUAGGGAGAUAUUACCUCGAAUUUGACAUUACUACAAAUUUGGAUUACAUAGGAAAGGAAUUCUACUCUGACGGUGUUAAUAACUGACUGAUUAAUUAUGCCAGUGAAUAAAGGGAAACCUACCCCCGAUGGAGGGAGUCGAGACGCCAAACCCGGGGCGCUAGGCGCCGGUGCAGGCGGGAUGAAGGUGUCUCAUAUUGCCGAAUUUGAAUCUCUGUUCACAAUUGAAAAGGAACUUGGCAAGGGAGCUACUUCAGUUGUGCAUAAAUGUUUUGAAAAAGGAACAAAUAGACCAUUUGCAGUCAAGAAAGUCAAGAAAACUGCUGACAUGAAAGUCUUCACAACGGAAGUCAGUGUAUUGCAGAGUAUAAACCAUCCGCACAUUAUCAAGCUAGUCAACCUGUACGAGGAUGACUUCAACGUCUACCUUCAACUAGAGCUGGUGACAGGUGGUGAACUCUUUGAGAGGAUCGUGGAGCGAGGUUACUACAGCGAGAGGGAUGCAGCCAGGUGUGUCAGGGAGAUCUGCCAAGCUGUUUCGUAUCUACAUGAUCAUGACAUCGUGCACAGAGAUCUGAAGCCAGAGAACCUCCUGUACGCCGAUAUGGGCGACGAAGCACCCCUCAAACUGGCCGACUUUGGCCUUUCAAAGAUCAUCGACCAAGAUGUUUCGAUGAAGACCGUUUGCGGAACACCUGGUUACUGUGCACCGGAAGUCCUGUGUGGGAAGCCAUACUGCAAGGCAGUGGAUAUGUGGAGUGUAGGAGUGAUCACCUACAUCCUCCUGUGUGGCUUCGAACCAUUCUACGAUGACAGAGGAGAUAACUACAUCUACAAGAAGAUCAUCAGAGCAGACUAUGCCUUCAUCUCACCGUGGUGGGACGAUAUCUCCGAUAGCGCCAAGGAUUUUAUUGACAGACUUCUGGUGACGGACCCCAAGAAGAGACUAUGCGCAGAGGGCGCCCUUCAUCACCCAUGGGUCAGGGAAGAGAACAGCGCAGCCAGUACCAAGAACAUACCAUGCACAACCAUUGAGAACAUCAAGGAAUUCAAUGCCAAGAGAAAACUGAAGGCUGUAGCAGCAGCAGUGAUUGCAAUGCAGCGCCUAGGAGCCAUGGGUGAGAUCAUCCCCGCCUUCGCUGCCGCCUCCGGAGGCUCCGAAGCAACCACCAUGAAAGGAGCCGUUAUGGCGGCCGCAGCGACAGCCUCUGCAGCAGAAUAGAGGGCACCAGACCCUUCCACGAGAUGAGAUGAGAGUCCCCUUCCUUAUCCGCAUGUGUUACAGCUUCAGAAACGUUGGGUCAAACCUGUAUACAAAGAUCGUUCAAGGUGAACAAGAAAAGCUGUCUUUUAAAGCCCCACUGCACAACUUAUAGCUACUUGGGCCCUCUAUAUUGCAAAGAAUGCCUAAUCGGUGCCUGUUGGUCCCCCAUGAUCCUCUUUUUUGAUGUGAAUUGAGAGCUGAUUUGAUGAGAUAACCACCUGUCAGUGACCUUGCAGGGAAGCCUAAUCUUCCUGGCUAAAAUAGUGCAGACAGGCUUUAAGGUGAACAAGAAAAGCUGUCUUUAAGGUAAACGUAGGUUCCCUUUUAAAAAGGUUUCAGUUAGAAGCACUGUUCAAGGAAACAAAUUUACUUUUUAUUGACAGGUUUUAUUUGUCAUACAGCUCCACUUAAUACAGUUUCAUUAAUAAACACUGCUCAAUGUAAACACUAAAUGUGGUCUUUAUAAACAGAUGUUCUUUAUAUACAGGUUCACUUGUACUGGUUUCAUAGAGAAAUGCUGUUCAAGGGAAAACCAAAUUUGUGGUCUUUAAAGAAAAGUUGUUGUUUAAGAAGGUUUUACUUAUUGAGCCCUGUAGAUGUUUAUAAUGUCAUGUUGUUUCAGUGUGACCUUUCUACAGUCUGAUACAGUCAAACAUAUGACAUUUUCCUCCAAUGGUAAAAGG
Messenger RNA from Strongylocentrotus purpuratus (purple sea urchin), 2152 nucleotides. RefSeq names its product calcium/calmodulin-dependent protein kinase type IV (gene camk4). The coding region runs from base 303 to 1427 and encodes 374 amino acids. Gene Ontology annotation, biological process: protein phosphorylation. The transcript has 8 exons. Gene Ontology annotation, molecular function: ATP binding; calcium/calmodulin-dependent protein kinase activity; calmodulin binding. The record is from RefSeq and is a predicted model, not a curated record. NCBI's taxonomy places the organism in Eukaryota, Metazoa, Echinodermata, Echinoidea, Camarodonta, Strongylocentrotidae.